AUGCGUCAAAAUGGAGGCUACUACUCCAAGACCGGUCGCAAGUGUUGGCCACCAGCUCUGUCACCGCAGCCACCUACACAAGGACCAGCACCUUCGCCACCACCCCCCGUGAAUCCGAAGGCAGACGGCGGCAUCCUGGAUUUCAUGAUCUCGUGGUUUCCUGGACCCCAUUGCUUGAUCGGUGCAAUUGAAGGUUUGCUUGGAAUGAGCUCCUGCGCCUGCAUUUUCCCAUGCACUGGACGGCAAGCCCGGCGCCUUGUGUGUCAACAGCGCAUGAAUGCACUGCAGCCGCCGCCAACACACCAGGCCAUGCUCUUGGACGAGGGCCACAUCGAAGUGGUUCCACAACAUCAUGAAGAGCACACUCAAGCAGCUGAAGCGGUCUGA
Molecule: messenger RNA, 387 nt
Organism: Symbiodinium necroappetens
Lineage: Eukaryota; Dinophyceae; Suessiales; Symbiodiniaceae
Source: the annotation of a GenBank genome assembly